Molecule: messenger RNA, 383 nt
Organism: Condylostylus longicornis
Lineage: Eukaryota; Metazoa; Arthropoda; Insecta; Diptera; Dolichopodidae
Product: putative gustatory receptor 28b
Exons: 3
Coding region: 21-323 (100 amino acids)
Biological process (GO): sensory perception of taste
Cellular component (GO): dendrite; axon; membrane
Source: RefSeq, a predicted model, not a curated record
UUCAACUAUUUUUAUAUGUGAUGAUUAUAGCUGGAAUAACUGAAGCUAGCAAUUCAACAAUGCAAGAAAACCAAAAAACUUUGAAUUAUGUUCACAAAAUAUUGUCACAUGUUGACAACACAAAUGAAAAAGAAUCAUUGAUUGCAUUAUCAUUGCAGUUAGUAAACCGUGACGUCAGAUUUUCAGCUGCUGGUUUAUUUUAUUUAGAUAGGACCUUAUACUUUACGAUUGCUGGCGCAACUACUACAUACCUUAUUAUAUUAAUUCAAUUUAGUUCAUACCAACCACCAAAUAGCAGUUUGAACGUUUCAGCUACUUCAUAAUUCCUUGGAGUUUUAAACAUAAAACUUUAACUUUGGAGUUUUAAUAUAAUAUAUGCAUGU